Molecule: messenger RNA, 1488 nt
Organism: Juglans microcarpa x Juglans regia
Lineage: Eukaryota; Viridiplantae; Streptophyta; Magnoliopsida; Fagales; Juglandaceae
Exons: 2
Coding region: 52-603 (183 amino acids)
Source: RefSeq, a predicted model, not a curated record
GUCUCUCACAUACACCUUAACAGAGAAGAAAUAAAGUUCUGAGAGAGAGAGAUGGAGAGCUUUCCUUGUGAAUCUGAAUCUUGGGUUUCCUCCAUAAUCUCGAUCCACCAAAACUCAGAAGACGAAACUUUGGAAAGCCACCAAAGCAAUACUGGGUUUCUCAACCAAGACGAAGAGUGGUCAAAAUUGAAUAUCAAUAAAAAGAAGAACAAGAAGAAGAAGAACCAGGUUUUGCUUGAAGGGUACGUGGAAUCUGCCGAUGAGGACGACCUAACGAGGACCAAAAGCUUGACGGAUGAGGAUCUCGAUGAGCUUAAAGGGUGCUUGGAUCUUGGCUUUGGGUUCAGUUAUGAUGAGAUUCCUGAGCUCUGCAACACCUUGCCUGCGCUUGAGCUCUGCUAUUCCAUGAGCCAGAAGUUCAUCGACGAACACCAGAAGUCGCCAGAUAAUGCUGAGGCUGCAUCCACGGACUCUUGCCCGUCCGUGUCGAGCCCGAUUGCCAAUUGGAAGAUCUCUAGUCCCGGCGACCAUCCAGAAGAUGUCAAGGCAAGGCUUAAAUUCUGGGCGCAGGCUGUGGCAUGUACCGUUAGAUUAUGCAGCUAAAUAAAAUAAUGGAUCCAUCAGCAAAGGGAAAACAUUUUCUUUGCAAUUGGAAGUCAUUAACCUGGACUUUCCUGUGGAGCUUGUGCUCCACUCAUCCCGCCAGGUCGAGCUUUACUCAGGAAUGAACGUUCCUGCUAUUUUUUAGCUGGAGUUGGACCUGCUAAAACCAAUUGACAUAGGCCGGCUGUAGUGAAGAGAAGAAAGAGGAAGAAGAAUCAGGUUUGAAUUUAACCAAAACCUAAACGAGUCUGACUUAAUUCUUCCAAGAUUAAGAUAUAUUAUGUGAUUAUUUUUAUCCAGCACUUGAAGAUGUACAGUUAUCUGAAUAAAUGUAUCCAUCUUCAGCGUGUUAAUUUAUAUUUUUGGCUAUGUUCGUGUGUUCAUUUUAUUGUUAUUCAAGUGUUAUGUGAGGCUCUGAACUCCAACCUUAGUUGGUUUUAUGCAGCGGUGUGAACCUUCAAUUAGAUCUUCACCAGCUUCUUUGCAGACCUCUGCAUUUGCUGAGGUAACUAACCUAACUGAAUCGACAAUGUGUAAUUCUCUCGGUGCUCCCUAUCCUGACCCUUAUGGAUCUAUGAUACUGACGAUGCUCAACUAUACUAACUUAUGUUUAUCCAUCCUAUGGAUAGAUGAAUUCCCAUUCGACUGAGGCUGCAGGAGCAGCAAGAAGUGGGGGGAAAAGUGGAGAAAAGGAGUGCUAACUUGUACAUCUUCAUUCAAUUCGCCAUUUCCACUUGUUCUCCCAAUUUCCUGUCACUUCAUCUAAGAACAAUUAUAUUGAUGUAUCAAUAACUGUGUUCUGACUCGGAUGUUGAAAAACAUCUUAAGAUAGCAAUGAAAUCCAAAGAACUCGUGGUUUUUGGACGGGUUCUGCUUGUUUUGCCA